Molecule: messenger RNA, 384 nt
Organism: Funneliformis mosseae
Lineage: Eukaryota; Fungi; Glomeromycota; Glomeromycetes; Glomerales; Glomeraceae
Source: the annotation of a GenBank genome assembly
AUGACAAUCCAAUUAUCUGAAUUAUUUUUCGGUUCAGGUCAUAUAUGGUCAAAACAUGAAAGAUAUCUCAAUAGUGUACAAGAAAUUUGGUUGUUUACAGCCUUAUGGACUACAAUAUUCUUUACCCUGAUAUAUAGUUUGGCCGGAAUAUGGGCUUGGGUUGUAUUUCGUAGUUAUAAAUGGUCAUUUCUGAUCCCAUUUGGAUUCAUUGUCGUCGCGUUAUUAACGGGUUUUGUGGAAGGAACAGCGUUUGGGUUAGUGCUGGCAGUUAUUUAUUUAUAUGGCGAUUUUGGUAUGACGCUUUGGAUUCCAUUUUUAUGGGGUUUAAUACAGGCCUUGAUUCUUCUCAUGGGAUGUUAUUCAACCAUUACAAGUUUUUUAUAA